UUGUUGUGACGCGGUGCAUGUCGGGAAGACACGAUCAUCAAAUAUGGCGACUUCCACAGGACAAGAUGUAAAGUCUGUUUGUACCACAGAUGUGGAUCUAUUACUGCACCCUGAGCUGUUGUCUCAAGAGUUUAUGCAGCUCAUCUUAAGUGAGAAAAAUGUUGGUACCAGAGACGGUGAGAGUCGGGACCGGCUCACAGAGCUUUACCUCCGGCAUGUCAUCCCGCUGCCACAGAGGACUUUACCCACCAGUCGCUGGGGCAAGAGGAUGGAGAAGAGCCGAGGGAGACAGACAGCGACUAACAUGUCAGACAGUUCAAGUAACGACCACAAUAGGAAAAGGCAUCUGAUUGUGUUUGAUGGCAGUUCCUCUCAAUCUGGCCCACUAAAAGUUAAGAAACUAGAGGGAACCACUGUAUCAUCGGGAAUCACCGACAGGUUAAAACCUCCCCCUGCUGCAAACCUGUUGAACCCCAUCCGCAGGCUCUCUGGAAACACAUCGUCCUCUUCUUCUUCCUGUUCCUCAUCCGUUCACCACAGCACUGACACCGCAAACCUCAAACAAGAAGCAAACAGCUCGGGUGCAGUGAAGUCUCCGGAGAAGAAAAAGAUCCAGCAUGUGACAUGGCCCUGACCUCUGGUCCCUACUCACACAGACCUGAUGGGAGCUCAGGCCCUGGAGAACAGAUCACUCCCCCUCCCACCAAAUGUUAUUGCCCACUACCUGUGCACUCUAACCACCAUCACAGUCAUCCCAUGGCAUCAAAGGGAUGAAAACCCUUUUACCUGUGCGUUAAGGCCACCUUGCAGCUCUUGUUCAGUUCUGAGAGCUUAGAGGAUUGGGUUUUGCCCUGAAGACAAACCUGCUUUUGAAGUCACAUGCUUCCUUGUUGCUCUCCACAACCUCAAGUGCCCUUACCAGCAAUGACGAGAAACUCUCCUCAGGUCCCACACAUGGACUUUCUAGAGGACAGAACAUGCAACAUGACUUUUGUUUUUUGAAAAGCCAUUUAUAGAAGUUAUGAUUGUUGAUGUUCUGUUUCUGUGGUUUUGGUAAGAGGGCCUGCAGUACCGGUUUGAGUUUCUUGCUUAAAUUUUGUUUAAAAUGUUGUAACCGUUAAUUCCAUAACUGGAAUGGGUUAGGGUUAGGUAGUAUGAGAUUGUGACUGUCAAAAUGAUGGACAUAUUUAAGGGACAUUGUGAAUGCAUAAUGAGGCAGUGCUUAAUUUUUUUUCUAUCUGGUGUACCUUUUUAAAAGAAUACAAACCACAGAUUAUGCUGAGCAUAACCUUUCAAGUGUGGGUGUACACUUAACAUUUUGUGCCAGUAGUAGGUGUCAUUUUUGUUCUCAAUGAACUCCAUUCCUCUGAUGUUCGGCUUUGUUCAAACCUGUACUGUUUCACAAGUUGUUCAGGUUCAGGUUUUUAAAUAUUAGUGUCAAGCAGUUAUUGUGCAUACGUUGCACAUGACAUUGAGAUGAAUGAUUUUCCUCUACAGCUGGAUCAUAAUCCACUACUAAAUAGCCGUUUUGACACAGAGGAAGCAGAUAACACCUGAAUAUCACCUUUUAAUAAUUCAGACAAAAAAAGGAUUAUGGACUUAACCAAGAAUAUUGACUUUGUGAAAUAUAUUUAUUUGGAAUUGUGGAUAAAUUGACUUUGCAGUUAGUAUGUUUGAAAUGGAUGUAGAGUAAAUCAGCAUUACAAAUUUGAAUCCAUUUUUUCAAUUUGGUGUCAUGUUUGUACCAACAGUUUUCUAAAUAAAUUGUCUCAAUACGA
Micropterus salmoides (largemouth bass) is the source of this 1778-nucleotide messenger RNA. RefSeq names its product chromosome unknown C2orf49 homolog (gene tslig2). Lineage: Eukaryota; Metazoa; Chordata; Actinopteri; Centrarchiformes; Centrarchidae. Gene Ontology annotation, biological process: embryonic morphogenesis. The transcript has 4 exons. The record is from RefSeq and is a predicted model, not a curated record. Gene Ontology annotation, cellular component: tRNA-splicing ligase complex. The coding region runs from base 44 to 634 and encodes 196 amino acids.